CAGAAGGUAAAAAAAAACUACAAUUUUGAAUGCGCCAAUCGCCAAAAAUUGGAAUGGUAACGACGAAUGACCGUUGACCUACCGUCGUCUCCCGUAUCACUUCGGCUUUCGAUCCAUCAUCGUUGAGGAGCUUCGAUGUGCGAAUGGCGUCGACGGAGGCGAACGAAGGAGAUCGUGCGGUGGAGCUGAUCGUGAGCGGCGCAUCUUCACCGCCCGAAGCCGCCGCCGCCGCCGCCGCCGCCGCCGCCGCCAAUGUUGAUGGCGAUGCUCCGGAGAUAACGCCUCUGUUGAAUCAGUCCGACAAGCCCAAGAUCAACAUAUUCGCCGUCUCCUAUCCUCGACGAAACACUAGGGAGCAAGUAAUCAGAUCACACGAUGCCGAGGUGUCUCCUGCGGUUCAGUGUGCUCUGUGGGUGUGGAGUGGAUCCAGAUACUCUGGUCUGUUGUGCAUGGCUGCGUCGUCUAUGAUCUACUUUUUGAUGGAAGCUGUUUCCGAUGCUUUCGCUGCUCAGUCAAUUCCAUUGUUUGAGACCGCGUUUGCUCGAUGUACACUAAUUUUGAUAUCAUCGUAUCUGUGGUUGAGGAAGGGUGGACAGCCAUUAUUUGAGCCCAAACAUGCUAGAAAGCUUUUGUUUUCACGAGCUGUACUUGGAUAUCUCUCACUAAUGAGUUUUAUUUAUUGCAUUCAAAGAUUACCUUUGUCUCAGGCCAUUGUUUUGAGCUUCACAACUCCAAUUAUGGCUUCAAUAGCGGCAAGAGUCAUAUUGCGGGAGAAGUUGAGAAUUGGGGAUAUAGGAGGUCUUGCUUGCAGUUACUUUGGUGUGCUUUUUAUCUUCCAGCAGAUGCUUGUCUCACAAGGGGGGUUAAAUAAAGCUGGCAAAGUACAAGCUUAUGCUAAGGGAAGUCACCAUAUAUUGGCAGUGCUAGUUGGCUUAUUUUCAGCAAUAACUGGUGGAAUCAGCUUUUGUCUUAUUCGAGCAGGAGCCAGAGAAACGGAUCAACCUAUGAUGACUGUGUUUUCGUUUACCUUGCUGGCUAGCCCUGCUGCUGGACUCUGUGCAUUUUCCUUUGAGGAUUUUGUGCUGCCUAGCUAUUACACAGUUUUCCUGAUGUUGGUAUAUGGUGGGCUGGCCUUUCUGGCAGAGCUGCUGUUGGCGCGUGCUCUUCAGCUUGAAAAGACUAGCAAAGUUUCGAACAUCCAGUUCAUCGAGGUUGCGCUAUCACAGUUAUGGGGAAUUGGUGCACGAAGGCUAUCUCCAUCUUUUGGGCGGCUUGUCGGGUGUUUUCUCAUCCUAAUCUCAGCGUGCAGCACCAUGUACAGUGGACCCGAUAAAGAGACUGCCUGAGGCGAAACAGUAGCAGAGGCAUUCUUUUAGUUCCAUUUCUCAAGCAAACAUUCCCCAGUUGCCACCAGGCACCAGGUGCACUCAUUCUUUGUAAGCGUUGUAAAAUGUUGCAUGAAAAUGAACUGGGUCUAUCAUUACCCAUGUAUUCGGUUUUUCACUCUUGGCAUUUGCACCCCUCACAGUAUUUUUGAAGGCAAGAAGGCCUUCUAACUUUUUGUAAUUAGAGAAGGUCAUAAAGAAGAAAUAUACACACGCUCCCUCUUUUGGAGCAAACUGCUUACA
Syzygium oleosum is the source of this 1628-nucleotide messenger RNA. Its product is annotated as probable transport protein YPL264C. The record is from RefSeq and is a predicted model, not a curated record. NCBI's taxonomy places the organism in Eukaryota, Viridiplantae, Streptophyta, Magnoliopsida, Myrtales, Myrtaceae. The transcript has 10 exons. Gene Ontology annotation, cellular component: membrane. The coding region runs from base 144 to 1346 and encodes 400 amino acids.